AUGUUUAUCCAGUGUACAAGAAAGAUUAACCACCUUUUGGCCGCCAUCACCGCCGCAAUGGCCUUUUUCCCCGCCGUUAUUAUCGCCACCAAGCUACCCAUUUUCCCAGCCGUUGUUGGGACUGAUCAAUUCCGCAUAACCCCAUUCCCGUCACUUCCCGGAAAACCUGCUAGCUAUGGCUUUCAUAGCCGACUCGUACAUGUCAAAGGUCAGAGACUUUGCGAGUGCUACAGAUAUAAACGCAAUCAACAAAACAACGGAUGGCAACUCAUUCGCCACAGUACAGAAGUAAUUCUGCCAGAAACAUACAGACUGGUUAUGGGCAUUGCACUUUAUUUCGGAAGGGACUGCUCUACGAGCUUCGUCGUGGCUACUACUCUGCCCAAGGGCAUCAAUUCAAACCCGAAUUCGGAAGCAGAGUCUGAAUCUUGGUGGAGCUCAUCACCAACCGACAACUAAAGUUGUUUGUCCUGGCGGCGGUGGUGUUUUUAGUCGGCUGCAACUUUGGGUAGCAAAUAUCGUAUAUUAAUAGCCCGAAUUAACUUCUGGA
Pyricularia oryzae 70-15 is the source of this 550-nucleotide messenger RNA. RefSeq lists its product as uncharacterized. The coding region runs from base 1 to 459 and encodes 152 amino acids. Lineage: Eukaryota; Fungi; Ascomycota; Sordariomycetes; Magnaporthales; Pyriculariaceae. The transcript is spliced from 2 exons. The record is from RefSeq and is a predicted model, not a curated record.